Messenger RNA from Labeo rohita (rohu), 2185 nucleotides. It is a transcript of the gene chst3b, whose product is annotated as carbohydrate (chondroitin 6) sulfotransferase 3b. The transcript is spliced from 3 exons. Gene Ontology annotation, cellular component: Golgi membrane. The record is from RefSeq and is a predicted model, not a curated record. Gene Ontology annotation, biological process: N-acetylglucosamine metabolic process; carbohydrate metabolic process. Gene Ontology annotation, molecular function: N-acetylglucosamine 6-O-sulfotransferase activity; chondroitin 6-sulfotransferase activity. Bases 375 to 1682 code for a protein of 435 amino acids. NCBI's taxonomy places the organism in Eukaryota, Metazoa, Chordata, Actinopteri, Cypriniformes, Cyprinidae.
UGUGAGGCGCAUCACAGUCUCUCGACCCCGUGUCCUUUAAAAAGUAAAUGUAUUUCGGUCCACCCAUAUAUUAUAUUUGAGAGUCUUAUUUGCGUCCCCAAUCAGUUUCAGAUGGUCGUGUAGAUCAUUGCUUGAUUUGAUAGCGUUAAAGGUAAUGAGUUACAGAGCCAGACGCGAAUGAUUAUUAAAUGAUGGAUUCGAUUUUUUUUUUUUUAUUCAAUUUUGAAUUUUACACACCGUGAUCUGGAUUUUACCGUUUGUUUUUCAUCAAUUGAACGAGGAAACGAAUGAACGAGGACAUAUAAUGAGUUCAGUCCGAGGAUGAAGGAAUGAUCUGAGAGCGAAUCAGCCGCUGAACACAAUCACACACAAGAAUGCGUAUUAAAUAUACCAUUUCUGUCAUCUUUAUUGUGGCUCUGGUCAUCAUAGAAAAGGAAAACAACAUUAUUUCAAAGGUGUCUGAUAAACUGAGCCCAAAGCUGACCCCGCUGACCCCGCUGCUGCUGCUCAGCACAUCUCUCUUGUCUGCCGCGCAACACAAUGUCUCGACUGACGUCUCGUCCCAUCAACACGUGAUUCAUCCUCUGGAAAACUCGACUCGGCCCGUCCAGCAGAGCGCAUCGCCGGCGUCUGCAGCCGGAGGACGGAAACACAUCCUUCUGCUGGCCACGACUCGCACAGGCUCCUCGUUUGUGGGUGAAUUUUUUAACCAGCAGGGCUCCAAUAUGUUUUAUCUGUUCGAGCCGCUGUGGCACGUGGAGCGCAUGUUGACCAUCGAGACCGGCGGGACGAACGCCACGGUCGCCGGGCCUGCAUAUCGAGACGUUCUGCGCCAGCUGUUCCUGUGUGACUUUUCCCUGCUGGAGAGCUUCAUCGAGCCACCGCCGGAGGAUCACGUGACCGCCGCGCUCUUCCGCCGCGAGUCCAGCCUGUCGCUGUGCGAAGAUCCCGUCUGCACGCCGUUCGUUAGGAAAGUAUUCGAACGCUACCACUGCCGCGUGCGGCGCUGCGGGCCGCUCAACCUGACACUGGCCUCUCAGUCUUGCAUGCAGAAGGAGCAUCGCGCCAUCAAGUCUGUCCGCGUGCGGCAGCUGGAGACGCUACGGCCGCUGGCCGAGGAUCCCAGACUCGACAUGAAGUUCAUCCAGCUGGUCAGGGACCCUCGCGCCGUUCUCGCCUCGCGCAUGGUCGCUUUCUCCAGCAAGUACGACGUCUGGAAGAGGUGGGCUGUGGACGGAGACCUUCCGGUGGACGAGGACGAAGUGAGAAAACUCAGAGGAAACUGCGACAACAUCCGCAUGUCCGCUGAGAUCGGACUGAAGCAGCCGGCGUGGCUUCGCGGACGCUACAUGCUAGUGCGCUACGAGGACAUUGCGCGAUUCCCCAUGCGCAAAGCUGCAGAGAUGUAUGACUUUAUAGGCAUUCCCUUCACCGCAAAGGUGGAAGACUGGAUCUUAAAAAAUACGCAGGCAUCUAAGGAGGUCAGUGGAGUUUAUUCCACCCAAAAAAACUCCUCGGAGCAGGUGGAGAAAUGGAGGUUCAGCAUUCCCUUCAAACUGGUGCAGCUGGUGCAGAAAGUGUGUGGCCCCACCAUGACUCUGUUUGGAUACAAGUUUGCAGAGAACCAAGACAUGCUGACUGACAAAUCAGUAAGUCUAAUUGAGGAGAGAACAUUUUUAUGAUUCUACACACAUCCUUCAUGAAGAAGAAUGUUGAAAUUCAUGAACUAGUAUGUGACACGAUCGAAACAUGAACUACUUUGAUAGCUUCUGAAGCGGUAUUAAACAAUGAAAAAGUAUUUUAUUUUUUGAUAAAUGGCCAGUAAGUUCAUUUGACGAAUAGAAAAGAUAAUCAAGUUUAAGUGAGGAAUUGCAUUGGGACCUGGCAGGUGUCUGAAGUCUCCUUGACUGUAUAUACUGUACUGUAUGUGCGUUUGCUUGGGGAGAAACAAGCUGCUUCUGUGUGUUCAGAUAUUCUUACUGCAGCCGGAUUGCAGAACUCUAGCAACGGAGGAUUUAAACACACACAUGAAAAAAACAAAACAUUUUCAUAGAUUUAAUAUAUUGCCUUAUAUUGUCUAAGGGCUCUUUGUUCAAAAAAAGUGAAAAUUAAUCAUUUCAUGAUUAUAUUCAUAUUCCGUUUCUUACGAAGAACCCAUAGUCUUUUGUAAUACAGGCUUUAACAU